AUGCGGCUUUAUCAGCGAUAUGCUUCAGCUGAUUAUGAAGGAAAUAAAUAUUCACCUACAACUGACGAUGACUGUAAAACACCCGAACAGUGUAAACUGGUACAAAUCAGUCCCCUUUUUGGCCAGUUCUCUGAAAAUUGCGACUAUGAUAUGCUGAUAAAUGAAUGGAUGAAGCUCUUUGAAAGAGCGGCAUUUUUUGCCGGUUACGACCAAUCUGUGUUAGGUACUGAAGUGACAUUGGUAUUUGAGAACGAAGACACUAAGAAAAUAAACACUAUAUCAAUAACUCGGUUCGCAGUUUCUUACUAUGAAAACCUUUUAUUAGAUCCGAAAUCUAGGUUUUGGCCUAGUUGUGAGAAUCUUUCACCCGAAUACAAGGAUUCCAACGUCAGAAGAGCUUUGGCAAUUUCAAAUUUAAAGAAUUAUAAUGUUGUGGUUAAUCAUUCUAAUAAAGCAUCUCUGCAUUUGGAUGAGACAGAUGCAGGAAGUUUAGCCAAUUCCAUGGAGCUUUUGACAACUAAGAGCCCUCUUGCAUUGGGCAAGAAGCUAUUAGAGAUGGGGCUUUUGCAAUCGCAUUCAAUUUCCUCCCAAUUGAUAGAUGUUAUAUAUGUCAACCAGGGAAGCGAUAAAAAUAUAAUAGAAAGUAAUAACAAACUAGUUUAUCUUUUUGGUGAUCAAAUUGAACAAUUAUUUGACCCACUUCUUGAAUAUUCACCUGAAAGUAUGGAUGUUCGAUAUAAUCCUCCGAAUAAGGUAGAUUAUGUUCCUCCUCAGUUAGGCUUCAACAAGGAAAUUGAGGCGGUUAUUGAUGAAUUGGUUCACGUCCAAACUAAUUAUACAAUGAAUCUUGUUAAUUUGCUUCAAAACUUUAUUGUGCCAUUGCGAGCACAAGUCUUAGAUUCCCAAACUACUGUUGGAAUCGCAAAGCUUAACAAAAUAUUCCCUCCCACAAUUGAUGAAAUUACUAGGAUUAAUUGCAUAUUGCAUGAUGCAUUGUCGAGGGCUACAAAAUUUGGCUAUGUAGAAGUUCUUAAGGUCAUGGGAAUGAUAAUACCUUAUUUCUAUAAGGCCUUUAUCCGACAUGAAGCAAAUUUGAAGCAUUUCACGCAAAGGUUGAAUAAGUUUUACAAUAAAAAUAAUCAACGGAUAUUUCAAAAUCAGAAAAUAAACAAAGGUGAGUAUUCACCUAGAGAGAUCGAUUCCAUUGUCUCUGGAUCUCGAUUAGAAUUACCGAAAUUGAAGUUGAUUCUUAAGAGGCUCUAUGAAACGAUUGAGGAGGAAAGGGUUAAGGUAGCUAAUUUUGAAGGUGCUUAUAAGGAUAAUGAGAAUAUUAACGAGUAUUAUGAUUCAGCAAUUAAGGUCAUCGAUGCCUUCGGCGGAGAUAGCCAGGUUUUCGAUAAUUUGGAAACCCAUAGACGAGUCUUCACACCAACGGGAAAGAUUUUAACAGAAAUGGCUUCCAGAUGGCCAUCUGACUUACAAUAUGGCUGGAUUUCGAGAAAGGUUGUGGCAAUAUACGAACUAAGAAAUAUAAAACCGGAUGAUGGGAGUAUGUUUAACAUAGAUGUGUUGAUUAUCUUCUCAGAUAAGGUUUUAUUUCUCACUAUUCUUGAAGAGAAAUAUUACGAAGAACAUGAUGGCAGUCAAUCUAAAUCCCUUUUAAUAUCUGAUGUUUUGAUGCAUUCCUUAAUGAAUGAGAAGCCUUUGCCAGCUUUGUCUCUGAUACCAUCGAUGCAAGUAAGCUGCUGGUGCGAUGUUAAUGAUAUUUUGGUAAGUUAUUAUCAUGGAAUAGAAGAAAAAUCUUCGCAGGUACGUGAAUAUCUAAGGUUUCUCAAUACGUCUAAUGAUGGGUUUCAAGGGAACUUUACUGAGCCUCUUCAUUCUAAAAAUUAUGAAAUUCUUAGUGGUGACAAGAUUCAAUAUAAUGGAAGAAGAAUUGUUGAAUCAAUAAAUAAAGCCAAGGUUUUAAGCAAAAAGCAACCAUUCCAUUUAUUCAAGACAACUUCAGAAGAAAUGGAUAUUUAUGCCAGUGCUCAAGAGCUUUCAUCUUAUCUGAAAGAAGGCUGCAAGUCUCCCUUUGGACUUUUCUUAAACUCGUCUUCUAUUGAGCAAAAGAACUACUUCGAAGAGUUCCCUGAGUUGUAUUUGGUACUUCAUGCGACCUUAAUAGAUGAGAACAAUAUCGAAUUGAAGGGCUCUAAUAAAAGUCAAACUUAUUUGAUCAAUGAGGUUAUUAGCACUACUUCAUUUCAAAGCUACAUCAUGGAUAUUAUUAUUACAAAUAUUCAACAUAUGUUCACAACUUUCAAUUUUGUGACUGAAUCUUUGUUCCAAGGAUAUGAAUUCGACUUGAGGUAUUUCAUGGUUUAUUUUGCAAAUAAGAGUCUCAAGGGAAUUGAGUCUGGUGAUAAUAGAAGAAUGUCUUCACUGGCAAACCAAGCGAAAGAGAUUAAAACUCCGAAUGCAGAAACUCGAAAGAGAGUAUAUACUCCCUUCUCAGAAAAUAUUGUGAUCGAUGAUACUUUAGACGAGGCUCCUAAGUCAAAGAAAAGAAGAUCGUUUUUCAAAAAAAUGAUGGAUAAAAUAAAAGGCUCUAAAUCAAAAAAGAUGCAUUCUCACAAUACUUUCUUGAAUAAAGAUAUUAGCAGAAAGAAUAUAAACAAGGAAACACUGAUUAAGAAGUCCUUGGAUAAUGUCCUGAAUAAAAGUGAAAGCGUUAUUAGUUUGAGUAGGUCUUCCACACCGUUCGUUGAGAGUACCCAGAAAGACUCUAGUGAGCUUCCACAGUCCUCAUUUGUUGAAGCAACAGAGACUCCAUUGAAACUUCCGAUUCAGCCGCAUACCCAUAAUGCUACUAAUUCCAUUGAAGUAAACUCUCAUUUUGAGUUCCCAGCAAAAGAAGAUAAGCAGACGGAUACAGAAUCUUAUAACAACCGUACUUUAAAUGACCACAACAGCGUUGUAUAUGCUGCAGGUGUCAAAAGUGAUGCAUCUCUUGUUGAUGGAAUAAGGCUUUUAGACCCAGCAAAGAAAUGGGAUAUAAAUGAUUUUAAAUGUCACUUGUAUUCUUACGAUACGGAUAAUUAUUACAAUGAUGGUGAAUCCAAUUGGGUUCUGAUAUCAAAGGAGGACUCGAAGAUUAGUAUUCACUCACAGAUCGAACAAAAUACUUCAGAGCAGGAGAAGGUGGAACCACAACGCCCUGUCAUCGCAGAUGCUGAUAUCAAGGCAACCAAAUACAAUUUGAGAGAGACUGCCUCAGAAACAUCUAAGUAUGAUACUUCCACCGAUUCGUCGUCUUCAUUAAAUUUAAUUGACAGUUUCAGCAAACUUAUAGACGUCAACUUCAAGAGCUCUAAUGAUCUCGCACAACGCCGUGAAGUAGGUGGCGCAUACACUGAUAACCAGAACGCUAUAAAGAGUGAAUCGUUAAGACUUCAUAAUAAUAGUUCGGAUGAAGAAUUUUAUUCCACAGAUGAUUUUCACGAACGACAGUCUAAUUAUACUAAACAGGGAUCAAUCGGAAAUUUGAGUUCUACAUCUAGUGAUGGUACUAUUAUAAAUGAUUCCUGUAUCGGCAAGGUGCCUGUUUCAGUUGCGAUGAAUGAGAUAGGUCGUUCAGAGAAUACAAGAGCGUCAAAAGAAAUCUCGUCAAGCUAUAAUUCAUUGAAUUUCAUACUGGACAUUAUUUCUGGUAAAAUAGAACUUAGUUUCAAUUAA
This is a messenger RNA of Priceomyces carsonii, 3720 nucleotides long. RefSeq lists its product as uncharacterized. The coding region runs from base 1 to 3720 and encodes 1239 amino acids. Gene Ontology annotation, molecular function: guanyl-nucleotide exchange factor activity. The transcript has a single exon. NCBI's taxonomy places the organism in Eukaryota, Fungi, Ascomycota, Pichiomycetes, Serinales, Debaryomycetaceae. The record is from RefSeq and is a predicted model, not a curated record.